This is a messenger RNA of Ceratosolen solmsi marchali, 3127 nucleotides long. RefSeq names its product Nuclear factor I (gene NfI). Gene Ontology annotation, molecular function: RNA polymerase II cis-regulatory region sequence-specific DNA binding; DNA-binding transcription factor activity, RNA polymerase II-specific. The record is from RefSeq and is a predicted model, not a curated record. Gene Ontology annotation, cellular component: nucleus. Lineage: Eukaryota; Metazoa; Arthropoda; Insecta; Hymenoptera; Agaonidae. The coding region runs from base 173 to 2290 and encodes 705 amino acids. The transcript is spliced from 12 exons. Gene Ontology annotation, biological process: regulation of transcription by RNA polymerase II.
ACGACAGCAGUCGUGUGAGGAGUGUAGUCCGGGUUAGGUAGGAUGCGCGUGCCUGGGUGCGGUCUGCCCCGACGAGCAGCAUCCCAAGAAGCCCAGCCGGCCAAGGGCUGGGCCCCGUCGACGCCGCGACUCUAAGACGGAACUUUUGUUGCAAGCGCACCAUUCACUACUCAUGUUCAUCCCGGAUACCCUGAGGAGCUGCAUGGUGGAACCGGAUGUCUCGACUUAUUUGCAGGCCCCUUCCGUAGGACAGGAUGAGUUCCAUCCAUUCAUUGAGGCUCUCCUACCAUUCGUGAAGUCUUUCUCGUACACGUGGUUCAACCUACAGGCGGCGAAGAGGCGUUAUUACAAGAAACACGAGAAACGGAUGAGCCUUGAAGAAGAACGUCAGUGCAAGGAGGAACUCCAGAACGAAAAGCUGGAGGUAAAACAGAAAUGGGCAUCGCGGCUUCUGGGAAAAUUACGGAAAGAUAUUACGCAAGAGUACCGAGAAGAUUUCGUCCUAAGCAUCACGGGGAAGAGACCAGCCAUGUGCGUCCUUAGCAAUCCUGACCAGAAGGGUAAAAUGCGACGUAUUGACUGCUUACGGCAAGCUGACAAGGUAUGGAGAUUGGAUCUGGUAAUGGUGAUCCUCUUCAAGGCGAUUCCCUUGGAGUCCACGGAUGGGGAGAGACUGGAAAAGACUGCGGAAUGUGCUCAACCAGGACUCUGUGUCAACCCAUACCACAUCAAUGUCUCCGUCCGCGAACUCGAUCUUUACCUCGCCAACUUUAUAACCAGUCACGAAGUCCUAAAUGGUAUCUGCAAUGCGACGAAGGAAGAAGAAAGGCGGCGAAAAGGUGCAGGUUACCACGAACUGUAUAACGGUGUCGUGUGCAACGACACGAUCCUCGCGACUGGCGUCUUCAGCUCCAAGGAGCUCUGGAUGCUUUCAAAAGCAUCCAUACUACAUGACCUCAGCGACAUGCAGCCUCAAAUAAACGCGAUCAAAAUAGAGCAUCCGCCGUACUACUGCAGCAGCUAUACACCACCGUCGGCCGCUACGGCCGCCGAGCACGGACAGCCCGCGGCUAACUUCAGUCCGCCACCGGUUCACCAGCUCAUACGCAACGACAAGACUGACAAGGCUCCGACGGUCUCGGUAUCGAGUGCCCCAACUUUUUCACCAGUUCUCAGACCCGAGGAUGGCGGCGGCGGGGGUAAUGGAGGACGCGGCAUGGACUCGCCGCACUCACAAACGGGUUUACACUCGCCGCAUGAAGGUUUGGCCGGGGGAUCUGGCCAAAGUAUGUCCAGUCUUGCCUAUUAUCAGCCAGAGCAUUCGGGCUCAGCUGGUGUCGUCAAGUACCCGGAGAACGGCCACGACACGCUCUCGGACUUCGUGACGUUCGUUUGUCAGGAAGCCGAGAAUACUCAGCAAUUACCCCAGACGCAACUCGCGGGACCGCGGUCUGGUAUGCAAAAGUUCUCACAGUAUUAUCCGAGCUCGAUGUUACCACCGCCGCCGCCUGCGCCAAUGGCCAGGCCGGUCGCGAUCAUCAGGUCGACGGGCGAACUUACGGCGAGUAGCGCAAACUCUCCGCCCAACUCGGCCUCCUCGCCUACCGAUCCUUCGGACCUAGCUUCGAACCCCCAGGACCAGAUGUCCGCCGCAGCGGCAGCAGGACUCGUUGGCUCGGCCUGUCAGACGUCCGUCGAUCCUGGCGGUCGUAAGAGCCCCGCGAGGAUUCUCGUUACGGCGCCUCACACGAGUCGGGAGUACACCUUCGCUCAUUUUCAUUCGCAGCCAGGGCAGCAAAUUUUCACCUACCCCACGAUCGGCUCAAUGUCGGGCGUAAUUUCCCCGACGAACCUAUCGCUUUUCUCGUCGCCGGUCCCGGUGACAAGGCCAGUGGCGACCCAGAGGUCCGUAUCCAACAUACCGCCACGCUGGAACACAGCGCCGUUCAUAAACCUCGAGGAUGAUUACAAUAUGAUAGCGCCGAUUAUCGCAGGAACAGCCACCGAGCCACCCACUGCAAUGGAAGAAGAACGAUACUUCCAUCCCGUCCAUACGAGCAGCGUCGUUGACAAAAAUGGUAAUGGCGGACUAAUGGGUGCAGACAUUGGUGUUGGUACCGAUCCUACAACGCAUCAUCAUCAGCAACAGCAGCAGCAGCAGCAACAGCAACAGCAACAGCAACAGCAACAGCAGCAGCAGCAACAGCAACAGCAACAACAACAACAGCAGCAGCAGCAGCAACAGCAAGUGAUGCAGGAAAAACUCGGCAGGCCAAAGUCUCCCCCGUGACACUGGAGGACCGUUAAUUACGUACGACCGUGUGAUGUUCCGGAUAUGGCGCCCAACAGCUCCACGAAGGAAUUAUCCAGCACAUCGCGCCGCUGUUGUUUGGCCCGAUAGACCAUCUAAUGGCAAUUAUCAGUUUACGAUUACAUACUCUCGUACACACAGUCAAGCUAUGCUUCCAGUACGCCGUUCGUGCAACGAUUGAAUGCGAUGUUAUUAGGUUAGAAUAAAACCCUCUGGCCUCAGCCCUCGUAAAUCGCUUUGCCAACUUUAAAUUGUAUUUGGUUUUCGUUUUCUUUUGAUUCUUGAUGGAAAUUUCUUGAGUAAUCGUGGGUGGGUCCUCUUAUUACGAGAUUGUCUACGUAUUACAACUUUUUAGGGAUUUCGUAGACAUUUACAAAUGAUAUUUCGUACUCUUGUGCCAAAAACAUGGGAAAAAAAACACUAAUAUCUUUUCUAUUUCUUACGAGCGUAUACUUUAAUGAUAUUUAUAAUGAUAAUAAUUUUCGGAUAAUGACUUGUCACUUUUGUCAUGUUGUACAUGAAGUCUAAUCGAAAAUUUUCAACCAAACUGUUUGUACUCCAUAAAUUUCCACUCGACGAGUUUAUAAGCUAUAAACGAAGUUCACAAUUACGGUUUUCAUAAAAAAUGUUAACAGUGCUACAGAGUCUUCCAACUCCUUGCAUACACAUUACUUUAUUAUUUGCGAUUCUAAUAUAGCACAGUAGCUUGUAUACCUUAUCUUUUCAUACAUACUCAUACUGACCUGCACUUUGGUACUUCAACUCUCGAACAUAGUGUAUGUGAAUAAUACAGCCAUUUGACAUGAUUGAUAAGCG